AUGGUUCAACAAAAACAAGUACUCAAAUUAUAUAAAAAUCUAUUAGAAAAAGCUUAUAAAUUUGAUAAUUACAAUUUUAGGGAAUAUGCUAAAAGAAGAAUACAUGAUAGUUUUAAAGAACAUAAAUCAUUAACUAAACCUGAAGAAAUUGCACAAUUUUAUAAUAAUGGUAUAAAUAAUUUAGCAUUAUUAACUAGACAAUCAACAAUUUCACAAAUGUAUACUUUUGAUAAAUUGGUUGUUGAACCUUUAAAACAACACAAAUAA
Messenger RNA from Insectozyma verbasci, 267 nucleotides. The record is from the annotation of a GenBank genome assembly. NCBI's taxonomy places the organism in Eukaryota, Fungi, Ascomycota, Pichiomycetes, Serinales, Debaryomycetaceae.